CAAACUUCAAUGUAAGACGUACACUCUUACACAAACAUUAGCAUUCGCCAAAAUGCCUCCCAAGGACAUCACCCAAGAAUCUGGACCCCUCCAUCUCCUCCGACCAUUCCUCCUACUCGGAUACUCCGCCUAUUACAUCAUCCCAACAAUCCUCCAACUCCUCCUCUCCUUCCAAAUCUCCGCCCUCCUCUCCUUCUCCAAAUUCAAAGACCACUGGUUCCACAACUUCUGGGCCUUCUUCGGCCCUCGCUCCCGCGAAUACGCCGCCCCCGCCGUCCUCCCCCUCCUCGAGCAAAGCGCCACAGGCGUAUGUCUCGACAUCGGCCCCGGAACAGGCCAAUGGCUCUCCGUCUUCGGUCGCGCAAAUAACCCGACAAUCACCAAAAUCUACGGCGUCGAACCGAAUCAUGAAAUGCAUAAAGCUCUCCGAGAAAGUGCGGUGAAAGCUGGUCUUGGCGACGUUUAUGAAAUUAUUGGAUGUGGGGCGCAGGAAUUGAGUACGAAAGGUGGGAUUCAAGCUAAUUCGAUUGAUACGAUUAUUACGGUGCAGAGUUUGUGUUCGAUUCCGACGCCGGAGACGAUUAUUAGGGAGUUGUAUCCUUUGUUGAAACCUGGGGGGAAGUGGUUGAUGUUUGAGCAUGUGAAGACGAAGUAUCAGGGUGAUUUUGUGGCUUAUUGGCAGAGAGCAAUCAAUGUUAUCUGGCCACACUUCUUUGGCGGCUGCGAUAUUUGCCGGCCUACGGAUGAGUGGGUGUUGCGGGCUGGCGAGUGGGAGCAAGUCGAACUUCGACCUGGAGCCGGCGAGGGACCAUAUGAUACUGUUCCACAUGUCAUCGGAACUCUGACGAAGAAGAAAUUUGAGAAGCUGAAUUAGGUGCAAAAAUUUACGAAAGAUGUCGCAGGCUAUGCCCGGCUCGAGGGACAUGAAACGCUCACGAAUCUUGAAAGCAAGUUUACGAACUCUCCGCCAAAAAGGUACCUGCAAAUGGUCACAAUAUAGCAUUUGGUCUCCAUUCUCUGAUGAUACAAGCUCCUUACAACGGCAGUCGAUGCCACUCUUCACUGUACUGGCACAAUGUGCAGGUAGACACACCACUGUGGCUUCUCAUCUGGAGCCGGGCAAUUGAAUAUGUUGACACGAUCGAUAGUCUUCACCCCAAGAGCUUGUUUGUGCUGUCCCAACAGCCAAGCAACACCCUGCGCGUUCCCAGC
Cercospora beticola is the source of this 1212-nucleotide messenger RNA. Its product is annotated as class I SAM-dependent methyltransferase. The record is from RefSeq and is a predicted model, not a curated record. Lineage: Eukaryota; Fungi; Ascomycota; Dothideomycetes; Mycosphaerellales; Mycosphaerellaceae.